Molecule: messenger RNA, 939 nt
Organism: Trichosurus vulpecula (common brushtail)
Lineage: Eukaryota; Metazoa; Chordata; Mammalia; Diprotodontia; Phalangeridae
Product: keratin-associated protein 10-12-like
Exons: 1
Coding region: 1-939 (312 amino acids)
Cellular component (GO): keratin filament
Source: RefSeq, a predicted model, not a curated record
AUGACAAACACCUGUUUUUCUGGGCCCUGUGUUCCCACAGCCUCAGCCAUCUCUGUCUGCUCCAGUGACAUAAGAUGUGGCAGCAACAUCUGCCUGCCCAGUUCAUGGACAGGCUCCUCCUGGCAGCUGGAUGACUGCCCAGAGAGCUGUUGUGAGCCCAGCAGCUGCAGCCCCUCCUGCUGCCCAGCCCCGUGCUGCACACCAGCCUCCUGUCUGACCCUGCUGUGCCGCCCAGUCUGUUGUGUGUCGGCCACCUGCCAGCCAGCCUGUGAACUCAGCCCCUGCCAGUCUGUCUGCACCUCCUCCUGCUCGCCAUCAUGCUCCCAGCUGUCCUGCUGCCAAGGCCCUAGCUGUGCUGCCCCUCCCUGUGUGGUGCAGUCCUGCUCCUCUGUCCCACUCUGCUGCAAGCCCAGCUGCCACAUCACCCUGCCUGUGUGCUGCAAGCCCAGCUGCUGUGUGACCACAGCCUGUUGUCCAGCCUCCUCCUGCUGCCAACCCAGCUGCUGCCACCCUGCCUCCUGUGUGUCCCUCAUCUGCAGGCCUGUGUGCAGCCCAGCCACCUGCUGUGUGCCUCUCUCCUGCAGACCCGCUUAUUGCACCUCCUCCUCAUCCUCAUCCUCCUCCUCCUCCUCCUCCUCUUCCUCUUCUCACUGCAGCUGCUUUGCACCCUCCUGCUGUCCAGCCAUCUUCUGCCGCCCUGCCUCCUAUGUGUCCCUCAUGUAUCGGCCUGUGUGUAGCCCUUCUGCCUGUUGUGCGCCUCUCUCCUGCAGACCCUCCUGCUGCACCACCACAUCCUCCUCCUCUUGCUGCUGUGCACCCUCCCUCUGUCCAGCCCCCACCAGCUGCCGCCCUUCCUCCUCUGUGUCCCUAAUCUGCCGGCCCACCUGCUGCAAACCCACCUGCUGCACUACCACCUGUGGUCAAAAAUCUUGCUCUUGA